Molecule: messenger RNA, 2005 nt
Organism: Rhodamnia argentea
Lineage: Eukaryota; Viridiplantae; Streptophyta; Magnoliopsida; Myrtales; Myrtaceae
Exons: 8
Coding region: 368-1792 (474 amino acids)
Cellular component (GO): plasma membrane
Source: RefSeq, a predicted model, not a curated record
CGAUAAUAUCGUCUUCCUGUCUCGGAGCAGACGCACUAUCUCACUGACUCUCUCUCUCUCUCUCUCUCUGUGUCUGAGUGAGCUCCGAGUUAGCUCCGAGUUAGGGUUUCCGCGAGCGAGCUGUAACCAUUUGCUUCUUUAUCUUCAUCGAUCAAGCACGAAGGGACCGCUGAAUUCCCUUCUUGCUAUUUCGCUGCUCUUGAUCUUGAGGAGUCCCCGGAAGAUCGGUUGAUUCUGAUCCCGGAGAUGCUUCAUGGGUCCUACGUCAUCGGGUGACGUUGUUUGACUGGAUCUUAUUUUGGGAGAUUCACAACUAUCUUUGAAGUAUCUUCGUGCAACUUGAUGCUGCCAGAGGGAUAGUGGGCCCAUGAGCUAUUUUCAAUUUUAUCAUUUUCUUAGGGGCUCUAUGUGCCAUCAGUUAUUAUUAUUUAUCAUCUAUUUAUCCAGCUUCCGAGAUGUGGUAGCAUUGGAAAUGUCAUUUGAAUCUACCCAUAUGGCAUCUGUGUCUGAGUUAGCGAGUCCCCCUAGCACCGGCAUCUUUUACCCUAUAGAAAUAUCUCCCGCUGUUAUUCCACAAUAUCCACUUCCAAAUGAGUCUUUGCCACCGAUGUAUCCCACUUUUCCAACAGCAUAUGAGCCGGUUCUAACAGGAAAAUGCCCUGUAAAUUUCUCUGCUAUAUCCAAUAUACUAAGCAAGACAGCCUCUGAUUGUUCUCAACCCAUAGCAAUGCUUGUUGGAAACGUGAUAUGUUGUCCACAGUUCAGUAGCCUUGUCCACAUAUUCCAGGGAUUUUACAGUUUCAGCUCUGAUAAGCUUGUGGUGCAAAAUGCUGUCGCAAAUGAUUGUUUUUCUGAUAUCAUGAGUAUCCUUGCCAGCAGAGGAGCUAACGCCACAAUACCUUCAAUCUGCUCGAUAAAAUCAGCAAAUCUUACUGGGGGAUCAUGUCCUGUAAAUGAUGCUAUGACUUUUGAGAAAAUGGUGAACUCAAGCAGCCUACUCGAAGCCUGCAGCACAGUAGAUCCUCUUAAAGAAUGUUGCAGACCGAUCUGCCAGCCUGCAAUUGCAGAAGCCGCUCUUAGGAUCUCGGGCGGAGAAUCGUCCAUGGAAAAUAAAGAUGCAGGGCAGGGCUCUAGUCGAGUUGAUGUUCUAAAUGACUGUAAAGGGGUUGUAUACUCUUACAUAUCAAGAAAGCUUCCAUCAGAUGUCGCAAAUACUGCAUUUCGAAUAUUAUCUGCGUGCAAGGUCAACAAAGUAUGCCCUUUGCAAUUUAAGCAGCCUUCGGAAGUAAUCACUUCAUGCCGUAAUGUAGCUGCUCCUAGCCCUUCCUGUUGUAGCUCACUGAAUGCAUAUAUUGCGGGAAUUCAGAGACAGAUGUUGAUUACAAAUAAACAGGCGAUAAUUUGUGCGACAGUGUUCGGUUCGAUGCUUCGAAAAGGAGGGGUCAUGACAAAUAUAUAUGAGCUUUGUGACGUUGACUUGAAAGAUUUUAGUAUUCAAGAGGACGCAGCAUAUGGACAACAAGUAGCAGGUUGCCUACUGCGUAGCUUGCCUGCAGAUGUGAUAUUUGACAACACGACAGGGUACAGCUUCACAUGUGACCUGACUGACAACAUUGUAGCUCCAUGGCCUUCAUCGUCAUCAGUUUCAUCUCUUUCACUAUGUGCUCCCGAAAUGUCACUGCCUGCAUUGCCAACUUCAGAGACCAUGAAAAACCCUGGAUGCCGUGGUGUCGGGUUGGAAAUGAUGAUUCCCAUUUUUUCAUUAUUUCUUUUCAGUGCAAUUUUGUGCUGAUGAAAUCCAGCUGAGGGUUGAGCACUUCCCCAAUUCCGGGCAUGUGGGAAAUUAACACGGAAUGGCCAUAUUUUUACCUGUAUAUUGUUCUUGAGUAGCCCUCUUGUAUAGCAUCUCUUCUUUUUGCUCUCUCUCUCUCUCUCUCUCUCUCCAUUUUUUCUUUGUGAUUGGUUGUACCUGAUCUCUAUGAGCUUGAGUUAGCAUAUUUACCUU